This is a messenger RNA of Diaporthe amygdali, 2439 nucleotides long. RefSeq names its product nucleotidase SurE. The transcript has 3 exons. Bases 1 to 2439 code for a protein of 812 amino acids. The record is from RefSeq and is a predicted model, not a curated record. Gene Ontology annotation, biological process: protein modification process. NCBI's taxonomy places the organism in Eukaryota, Fungi, Ascomycota, Sordariomycetes, Diaporthales, Diaporthaceae. Gene Ontology annotation, cellular component: P-body. Gene Ontology annotation, molecular function: hydrolase activity.
AUGCAUAUCCUCGUGAUCAACGACGACGGCCCCCCGUCAACGCACUCGUCGCCCUACGUCCACUCCCUCGUCCGCGAGCUCCAAGCCGCAGGGCACACCGUGUCCGUGUGCCUCCCCCACACGCAGCGCUCCUGGAUCGGCAAGGCACACAUGAUCGGCCAGACGCUGAAGCCCACGUACUACCGGCCCCCGCCGGCGUCCUCGCCGCCCGCGGGCCUGGGCCCCGAAGACGACAUCGGCACGACGCACAGCAAGCCGUCCAAGGCGGACGACGUGGAGGAGUGGGUCCUGGUGGACGGCACGCCGGCGAGCUGCGCGCAGAUCGGGCUGCACCACUUCUUCCAGGGCCGGGGCGCCGUCGACCUGGUCGUGUCCGGGCCCAACUACGGCCGCAACACGACGGCCGUCUUCGCGCUGAGCAGCGGCACCCUGGGCGGCGCGCUCGAGGCCGCCGCCUGCGGCUACAGGGCCGUCGCGCUGUCGUACGCCUUCUUCACGCGCAACCACGACCCGGAGAUCGUCGGCGCCGCCAGCCGCCACGCCGUCCGCGUCGUCGAGGCCCUGGCCAGGCAGUGGCCCGCCGACGGGAGCGCCGACGUCUACAGCGUCAACGUGCCCCUCGUCGAGGGCGUCGAGCAGCGCAAGACGGUCUGGGCCGGCAUGCUGCAGAACUACUGGGUCAAGGGCAACAGCGCCUUCGAGGCUGUGGACGCCAUUGACGUCGACGGCGAGGACGAGGAGGAGGAGAAGAUCCGGGAGGGCGCCAAUGGCGAGGCCACGAAACCACGGGUUGAUGCGGGGAGCCACGAUGCGGGUGGGAAGAAGGGCCACGACCACAGACAUUUCAAGUGGGCUCCCAAACUGGCAGACGUCAUGAAGGCUGUCGACAGUGCGCCUGCCGACUGUGAUGGGCGGGUCAUCAGAGACGGCCAUACGAGUGUGACAGCAUUGAAGGCCAACUUCUGGCACGCCGCGGAGAGUCUGCAGGGGCAGGAGCUGAAGUUGGAUGAGCAUGAGGCCACCAGCGCACUCCCCUUGAGGACGGCCGGGACCUUUGGCCCCAACACAGCAGCCAAGGCAGAGGAGACCCAGGUCGCCGCUAGCUCUGGAGAGCAAAUACUCGCAAUCGUCGACUACGAGGAUGCCUACGUCCAGCCGAUCAUCCUCUCGGCCCUACAAACCCUCAUCCCACCCAGCCGGCUACGCCUCCUGUCCCCGGAUCCGUCCCACAACCUGGAGGAGCAGGUCACCAAAGGCGCCAAGGUGCUCCAAAUAAGAGCCUACGAAGCGAUCGACUUCGACCACGCAUCCUCGAACCCGGCGACGUCACUCAUCAACAGCUACGUCAUCCGCAAGGCCCUCAUCAGGAAGCACUUCCUGUCGACGACGGUCGACCACUGGGUCGCCAAGAACCCGACGUCACCACUGCGGGACCACGUCAAAGCCAGCGAGCCGUUCGAGGUCGACUACGCCGAGUUCCUGGACGACGCGCUGGACGAGACAUUCGACCUGCGGGCCAGCCUGGAGCGCAAUGGCGGGGGCGGCGGUGCUGGUGGUGAAGAAGCAGAAGACGGGGCCGUCGUGGAGGCGAAGGACAGGGAGUGGUGGAUCCUCAAGCCGAGCAUGAGCGACCGCGGGCAGGGCAUCCGACUAUUCUCGACCAUGGAGGAGCUCCAGGCGAUUUUUGAUGGGUGGGAGGCCGACGCACCUGAUUCGGAUGAUGAGGACGAAGGCGACGGGGCUGGUGCUGACAGCCACGACGACGGGGACGGCAUCACGACGUCACACCUCCGCCACUUCGUCGCGCAGCCGUACAUCCACCCGCCGCUGCUGAUCCCCGAGUGCGGCAACCGCAAGUUCCACAUCCGCGCGUACGUGCUGUGCGUGGGCGCGCUCAAGGUCUACGUGGGCCGCUCGAUGCUGGCGCUGUUCGCGGGGCGGGCCUACUCGGCGCCCUGGGAAAAGAGCAGCAGUGACGGCAACGAGGAGGAGGGCUACCUCGACGCGCACCUCACCAACACGUGCAUCCAGGGCCCCAAGGCGGACGCAGGCUCGGUGCGGCGCUUCUGGGACGUGCCGGGGCUCCCGGGUACGGCCAAGGACGACAUCUUCACGCAGGUGUGCGCCGUCACGGGCGAGGUGUUCGAGGCGGCGGCCAAGGCCAUGAUGGUGCACUUUCAGCCGCUGCCGUUCGCGUUUGAGGUGUUUGGCCUCGACUUCCUUGUGGACGCCGGCGGGCGCGCCUGGCUGCUCGAGGUCAACGCGUUCCCGGACUUCAAGCAGACUGGAGAUGAGCUGCGGGACGUGGUGGCUGAGUUCUGGGAGGGGGCGGUGAGUAAGGGCGUCGGCCCGUUUGUAGGAGUGGGCAGUGGUAGUAAUGGUAGUGGGAAGGAGGAUGGGAUGGUGCUGGUAAGGGAUGUUGACCUGGGGAGGAGGUGA